Orussus abietinus is the source of this 2173-nucleotide messenger RNA. Its product is annotated as ATPase family AAA domain-containing protein 2. The coding region runs from base 1 to 2001 and encodes 666 amino acids. Gene Ontology annotation, molecular function: chromatin binding; ATP hydrolysis activity; histone binding. Gene Ontology annotation, cellular component: nucleus. Gene Ontology annotation, biological process: positive regulation of transcription by RNA polymerase II. The record is from RefSeq and is a predicted model, not a curated record. Lineage: Eukaryota; Metazoa; Arthropoda; Insecta; Hymenoptera; Orussidae. The transcript is spliced from 11 exons.
AUGGCGGCCGUGAAGGACUUCUCCUGCGUGGGCGGCCUGGAAAAGCAGGUGAAAAUUGUCAAGGAUAUGGUUCUUUUUCCCCUGAUGUAUGGGGACGUGUACGCGAAAUUCAACCUGAGGCCUCCCAGAGGAUUACUAUUUUACGGGCCACCUGGAACUGGGAAAACAUUGGUAGCAAGUGCAUUAGCCGGCGAGUGCAGCAAUUCAGAGAGGAAGGUCUCCUUCAUCGCCCGAAAAGGAUCGGAUUGUCUCAGCAAAUGGGUCGGCGAGAGCGAGAAGAAGUUGCAGAAAGUCUUCACCCGGGCUCAGCAGACGAAACCGUGCAUCAUUUUCUUCGACGAGGUGGACGGCUUGGCACCCAUCAGGUCGAACCGUCAAGAUUUCGUCCAUGCAAGUGUCGUCUCCACUUUAUUAGCUCUUAUGGACGGAUUGGAUAACAAUUCCGAAGUUAUCGUUAUCGGAGCGACAAACAGACUCGAUGCGAUAGAUCCUGCUUUAAGGAGACCUGGAAGAUUCGACAGAGAACUUUAUUUCCCUCUGCCCUGUUACGCGGCGAGAAAGGACAUCCUUUCGAUUCACGUGAAAAGCUGGAAGCAGAAGCCCCCUCAAAAAUUCCUGGCUUAUUUGGCCUCGAAAACUGUAGGAUAUUGCGGAAGCGAUCUUCAAGCAUUGUGUGUCGAAGCUGUAAUGUGCUGUGUUCGCAGAAAUUAUCCUCAAAUUUACUCUUCGAAGUCGAAACACCACAUCAACGAGAGGAGCCUUAAAGUGGAAAAGCAGGAUUUUUUAAAAGCACGUCAAAAUAUUGUGCCAGCCUCCCAUAGAGUCACCAUAGCCCCAGUAAAAUGUUUAUCAAACAAAAUGCAACCCAUGCUUCAAGAAAGUCUGGCAAUAAUUGUCUCGAGGCUGGAAAUGCUCUGCCCAACAGGAAUGUUGACAUCGGACAACAUCACCGGAAGUGCAUGCUCAAGGUCUUCCGGAUGUCCAAGAAUUUUGCUCUGCGGUUUAGACGACUGUCACACCCGACAUUUGGGUCCAGCUCUGCUUCACACUCUGGAACACCUUCCUUGUCACAUUCUGGACGUCACGACAUUGUUCGAAGAAACUGGACGUGCAGCUGAAGAGGCGAUAAUUCAGAAGGUGAAGGCUGCUCGACACACUCUUCCAUCGCUUCUCUAUGUCCCUGACUUGUUGGCCUGGUGGGAUCUAGUAGACGAAGCAGCCAGGGUCGUUUUUGCAUCUCUAUUGCGCGGCCUCGACCGGACAGUUCAUAUGCUGGUUCUAACCACCGCGAACUGCAGUUUGGCCGGUUUACCGGAAGAGAUCUCUUCACUUUUCGACGAGUAUCAAGGAGAAGUAUACGAAGUGCGACCUCCAGGACUCCCAGAGCGUCAGGCCUUCUUCAAGCAGAUCUUCCUCAGGGCGAACUCCUCCUCGGACGACGUCUCGAACAGGUCGUCUUACGCUGACGUCUCGCAAGUCGUAAGCCCGAAGAAGAUGAAGGUCGAGAGCAACGCCAGGAAGCUGAAGUGCAACAAUUCACAGACCGUCGAGUCCACGGUGCAACUAGAGUCACCGGAAGCAGUGGAGGUGCUGGCCAUGCGAAAAGUGAAGACGGAAGGCCGAGGAAGAACGAAGAUCAGCUCCGUUCUCUCUUGCCACUCGACGACGUCGAAAUCCAGGCUGAACAUCAAAAGGGAACACAGCGCGUCGGGGGAAGGAGUCGCGACGAAGAGGCAGAAGUUGAUGAACGGAUGUUCGACGUUGAAGCCGACUGGAAGCUCCGAAAAGCUGAAUGAGGAGCAGCUGCACAUGCUGCUGCAAAAAGCCGUGCAGUUGACCGAAGGGUGCAUCUGCCAGCAGCUGGAAAGUCUUUGCGUAUUGUUGGAGUUGACCCUAGAGAAAUGCGAGGAUGACGUGUACGGGUCUCUCGUUGAAUGUCUAACGCGUUUCGAGGAACUCGAAAACAGCAGAUACAGGGUUAAAAAGGAAAUGAUAUUGUGAUAUGGAUCUUUCCUUUUCCUCCCCUCUCGAUAAGACCCCCGCGUAUAUUAUAUCAUUCGUUGAUUGUCUCGUUUUAAGGAGUGUAUAUUUACUUUUGUGAAGAGCCGUUCAAGGGAUGUGUCCCUCAGGGAUUGUCUGAAAGUACAUUUUUCAUUGCUGCAUUGCUGUUAAA